Molecule: messenger RNA, 1416 nt
Organism: Camelina sativa (false flax)
Lineage: Eukaryota; Viridiplantae; Streptophyta; Magnoliopsida; Brassicales; Brassicaceae
Product: protein BIG GRAIN 1-like A
Biological process (GO): auxin-activated signaling pathway
Source: RefSeq, a predicted model, not a curated record
ACACACUCCUUCCUCCUUCCUUCCUUCCGUCUCUCCUCCUCUCUCACCCAUUACUUUACAUCUCUUCCUUUCCCGGCCACCUCGAAGCUUUUCUUCUCUCAUGGAGACUUGGGACAAGCCUAUUUCUUCAUCUCACCACCGUCGUCACCCUUCCUUCUCCUCCUCUCUCCUCGACCAAAUCUACCGCUCUAUCGACGAUACUUCCCCUGCCGCCCUCGACUCCACCAGGAAGAAGAAACAUCAUCAUCAUCAUCAUCACCAACACCGUAACGAAGAUCGUGAGAUCUCUCCAGUUUAUCACCGCCGCUCAGUCGCAGCUGAUUUCGAGAGAUCUAGUAGGAGGACCAACACCACCGACUUUCUCAGACAUUCUAACUCCAGCUCCUCUGACUCUAGCGGCGGCGGGUUCUCAUCUUCCGAGUCUGAUUCUUUCUACGGACGUUCCAAAUCUUCUGCCUCCCCACCUCCUUCGUCCACUCGUCAACAACAGCCGAAACCUAUUCGAACAUCAACCGUCGACCACUCCUCCUCCGUCCAGAAACCUAAAGAACUCGGUGGUUUCUUGAGGACCAAGUCAAAAGCGUUAAAGAUCUACUCCGAUUUGAAAAAAGUGAAACAACCAAUCUCUCCCGGCGGCAGACUCGCUACUUUCCUCAACUCUCUUUUCACCAACGCCGCCGCAACUAACCCUAAGAAGCAGCAGCGGAAGAAAACUACCUCCUCCGUGGAAGAAACAGUACACUCCUCUUCCACCACCACGUGCUCCUCCGCGUCUUCCUUCUCCAGGUCUUGCUUGAGUAAAACUCCGUCGUCUAGCGGCAAAUCAAAAAGAUCCGUACGGUUCUGUCCUGUCAAUGUGAUCCUCGACGAAGAUAGUACUUCUACCAUUCCCAUGCCUUACGCGUAUAACAACAGGCUCUACGGUAGUAACGAAGCUAAACGUGACGUCAUGGAAGAGCAUCGCCGUGUUAUCGAAGCAGCAAAGGAUCUUCUCAGAACUUACCAUAAUAAGAACAAGGUUACUACAACAACGUACGACGAUGACAUCAACAUCACCAACGUAGAAGAUGACGAUGAUGCCUUGAGUUGCGCCAGCUCUGAUCUAUUCGAGUUGGAGAAUCUCUCGGCGAUUGGGAUCGAGAGGUAUCGAGAAGAGCUCCCGGUUUACGAAACCACUCGUCUGGAUAAUAUGAAUCGAGCCAUUGCUACUGGUUUACUUGUAUAAUUUUAUUAUUACUUUAGUUAAUGGUUGGGGUAAUUAGUUUUUAGAUCAUUCGGUUUUUUUACCCCUUGGGGUUAAUGUUUUACCGCGUCCUGUAAACGGUUUUUGUGUUCUACUUGUUAAGUAACUCGUCUAUGUAUAUCCAUCGUUAAUUAAUUAAUCAUCUUAAACUUGGUAUCUAAGUUCAUAACUAA